GAUGAAGCCCCCCAGCUGCCUCUGCACCUUACCGAAGCAAACAUUACAAUCAGACCUAGCAUGGGGUAUUCGCAUUACUGGAACAUAAUGGGAGCCGCCUUUUGGCAAGAUAUCUUGCCGAAGUUGGUCGAAGACAGCCGCAAGAUCAUCGACGCGUCUGGGGUACACGUGCAAUACGAGAGCGACGACGAAUCGCCGCCAAUUCUAGACGCGAUCCAGGGCAUUCAGUUCAACGGCCGUGGCGACGACGGCCAUGAAACCUUCGACAUUUGCGGUGGCGACUGCAAGACUGACCGGAAGCCAUACGACUUGGUUGUGUGCGCAAUCCUCUUAAGAGCCCACCAGCUUGCUCCUAGUGCGAUUAGUAUCAGGUCUGAUGGAAACUGGGGAGACUGGUGGGAAGCUCAUGACUUGGUUAGCAGGCUCUGGCCAGGCGCGACGGUGAGCUGUCCCUGGGAGGAGACAGAGCAAACUGAGGAGUCGGUGGGAAUAAAGGUGCAAUACGUUCGAUUUCCGUCGGCGCUACCAAUUCGUCGUGGAGUAGUCGGCAUAAUGGUGGUGUCAUGGCCGGCAGGGAAUUCGUAGUCCAAUAGGCAGGUGGCUGGG
This is a messenger RNA of Microdochium trichocladiopsis, 606 nucleotides long. RefSeq lists its product as uncharacterized. NCBI's taxonomy places the organism in Eukaryota, Fungi, Ascomycota, Sordariomycetes, Xylariales, Microdochiaceae. The transcript has 4 exons. The record is from RefSeq and is a predicted model, not a curated record. Bases 61 to 585 code for a protein of 174 amino acids.